Molecule: messenger RNA, 873 nt
Organism: Nicrophorus vespilloides
Lineage: Eukaryota; Metazoa; Arthropoda; Insecta; Coleoptera; Silphidae
Product: 2-aminoethanethiol dioxygenase
Exons: 2
Coding region: 76-765 (229 amino acids)
Cellular component (GO): mitochondrion
Molecular function (GO): oxidoreductase activity, acting on single donors with incorporation of molecular oxygen, incorporation of two atoms of oxygen
Source: RefSeq, a predicted model, not a curated record
CUUUCAUUUAAUAGUCAUAGGUCAUGUCAUAAGUGUUAGAAUAAUAUUUUGUUUUUUUUAAUUGUGUGUAAAAGGAUGAUGUCUAGUCAUAUUAACAAUCUCUUGAGGCAGGCUGUGACAACGUUUGGUAGUGUUAAAGAAGUGAUACCUCAGAAUGUGGAGGCCCUUAAGUACUUGCUGGAUAGAACCUCACCAUCAGAUAUAGGCUUCAAAGACCAUGUCUUGCUGAAGCCAGAUAUCUGGAGAAAAACGGGCAAAGCUCCUAUAACAUAUGUAGAUAUAUAUGAGGAUGAUAUUCUAACAAUUGGUGUGUUUGUGAUCAGUCCAAAUAUGAAGUUGCCCUUGCACAAUCAUCCCUGCAUGCAUGGUUUAAUCAAAGUCAUUGGGGGCACAGUUAAAAUCAACAGUUACACAGUAACAGAAGAGAAUGGGAAAUCAGUUGUGGCACAUAUACAUAAUCCUCUUAUUGUCAGUAAUGCAGAUUCUAGUUGCAUUCUGGGACCGCUGAGAGAGAAUUUACAUGAGAUUGAGAGUGUUAAUGGACCAGCAGCAUUUUUGGACAUUCUUGCACCACCGUAUGAUACUCAAAUCCCGAAUGGCGGAACUCGUAAAUGCACGUACUUUGCACCUGUGAAAUUCUUGGCAGAAGACAGCAUCUUGCUUAAAAAAAUUAAAUGUCCUUCCUGGUUCACCACAGAUUGUUAUCCAUAUGAAGGACCUCGAAUUUUAGAUAGCAUCUUCUUCAGAGAGGACAACAACAUUUGAAUUAUUGAAUAGGAUAUUAUUAUUAUUAUUUUUAACAAAAAUUAAUUAUAUUGAGACAAAAAAUGUGAGUGCAAUUUGCAACUAGACGAAUUUCUUUAUAAAAAGAAA